Messenger RNA from Aureococcus anophagefferens, 1896 nucleotides. RefSeq lists its product as hypothetical. Lineage: Eukaryota; Pelagophyceae; Pelagomonadales; Pelagomonadaceae. The record is from RefSeq and is a predicted model, not a curated record. The transcript has 2 exons. Bases 1 to 1896 code for a protein of 631 amino acids.
AUGAUGAUGCAGGUGCCCGUCGACGGCCCGCCAUCGCCGAAGACGGCGGCGCACAUGGAGUACCUGCGGCGGCUCGAGGAGGCGACGAAGCUGAAGAAGCCGCGCAAGAGCGCCAAGCCCGUGCGCCUGGCCAAGAAGGAGGCGGGCUUCGACCUCCACUGGGCCGGCGCGAACCGGCAGCGCACGGGCGGCAAGCUCAAGAAGGCGGCGAGGCCCCUCGCGGCCCUCGCGCCGCCCGAGAACGCGCGGCGCACCUGGGGCCGGACGGCCGCGCCCGCGGCGGCCGCGCCGCCGCCGACGAAAUCGGACGACGAGUACGACGACGACUUCGACGAGAGCGGCGACGAGCCCGCGGCGGCGUCGGGCGGCUGGGUCCUCGACGCGGCGCCGCCGUCGCCGGAGGUCUUCGCGCGGACCGUCGUGCCCGACGCGUUCAAGCAGGCCGCGCGCGCCAAGGCCGCCGUCGACGACGACGUCGUCGAAGCGACGCCGGAGGCCGCGCCCGUCGAGGCGCCGCCGGGGGCCGCCCUCGCGGCGCGGCUCGCGGCGCUCCCCGCCGCGCGGCGCGACGUCGUCCUCGCGGUGCUCGCGGCCGUCGAGGCCGCGCCCGGCGACGACGACGCCGCCGCCGCGCGGUCCGCGCUCGCGGCCGUCGCCGCGGGCCUCGAGGCGCCCGCCGAGGCGGUCGUCGAGGAGGCGCCCGCCGAGGCGGGCGCCGAGGCGGUCGUCGAGGCGCCGCCGGCGAUCGCGCCGCCGGCGAUCGCGCCGCCGGCGAUCGCGCCGCCGGCGAUCGCGCCGCCGGCGAUCGCGCCGCCGGCCAUCGCGCCGCGGGCCGAGCCCUUCGUCGCCACGGUGCGCAUCCGCAACGGCUGGGGCAACGCGCGCAUCGCGGGCCUGGACGGUCUCGCGCUCGUCGGCGGCGACGGCGCGGUCAUCGAGGUCGCGCCGGACGCGCUCCGGCUCCUCGCCGGGUCGCCGCCGCGGCCCGCGCCGGCGUCGAGCCGGUCCGCGGCGGAGCUCGCGCGGUUGACCGCGCCGCCGGCGUCCCGACGGAGGGACCUCGCGGCCAAGUCGUGGGUCGCGCGGAUCCCGACGGACGGGCCCGUGCACGUCGCCCUGGCCGUCGGCGCCGGCGUCCUCGACCGGGCCGGCGCGCGGCUCCGCGUCUGGAACUGCUCCGCCUCCGCCAAGGCCAUCGGCGGCGUCGCGGACGAGCCCGGGGCGCUGGGCGCGAGGUCCAUCGAGGUCGAGGUCGACGGGGCGCUGGUCUUCGCGGGCGAGCUGCCGCGGCGGGCCCGCGACGCGAAGGGCUCGGGCUGGUUCGACGUGGCGCUGACGCCGGCGGCGGUUCCGGCGGAACUCGCGGCGGCCGCUCCCACGCCGGCCGCGGAGGCCGCGCCGACGCCCGCGGAGGAGGCGCCGCCCGCGCCGAAGCCCGCGCCCCUCGAGACGCCCCCGGCGACGACGGGCGGGGCGGCCGCCGCGCUCGUGACGCCCGACGACGCCGAGGCGUCGGGCAUCGUCGCCGACGCGAGCGCGACGCUCGUGACGCCCGAGGCGCCGGCGAAGGUCCCCGACGCCGACGCGCCGGCCAAGGUCUCCGACGCCUCGGGCCGCUUCGUCGCUUCCGCGCGCGUGACGCCCGUCGGCGCGGGCCUCAGCUUCGUCGCCGUCCUCGCCCUCGGCGCCGUCGGCAUGCGCGCCGCGAACCGCAAGCGCGCGCUCCUGCCGACGACCGUGACGACCGGCGACGGCGCCGAGGCCGCCGCGAAUCCGCGCGCGCGGAAGCUCCGGAACCCGAAGCAGUUCGCGCCGAAGACGAACGCGUUCUCCGCGCCGGGCGCGCCCGCCGGCGGCGCCGGCGGCCAGCUCGAGCUCGAGUACACGACCAACUAG